AUGGUUUUCAUAUCAGAAAAAGAAGUUGCUGAACAUAAUACAUAUCAAGACUGUUGGGUAAUAAUACACAAUAAAGUUUACGAUUUGACUAAAUUCCUUCCGGAACAUCCUGGUGGUGUAGGUGUGAUUCUUGACCAAGCUGGUAAGGAUGCGACAACUAUUUUUGAUACAAUCCAUCCACAAGAUAUAAUUCUGCGUUAUUUAUCUCCUGAUGUUUGUCUCGGGGAAGUCGACCCUGCAACUGUGUCCAAAACCUCUAAUGUAGAAGUUAAACGACAUUAUGAACCGAUUAAAAAAAAACCACCAUUAAAUGAAAUAUUAAAUUUAUUUGAUUUUGAAGCUGUGGCUUCUCAAUUAUCGGCUGCUGAAGCUUGGUCCUAUUUUAGUUGUGGUGCAAAUGAUGAAAUCAGCUAUCGUGAAAAUCAUAAUGCUUUUCAUCGUAUUUGGCUUCGUCCUCGAGUCAUGAGGGACGUAUCUCAUAUAGAUAUGAGCACAAAAAUUCUUGGUCAUGAUUCUUCCUUUCCAUUAUAUAUUACAGCUACUGCAAUGGCAAAACUUGGUCAUCCUGAAGGUGAAGUUCUUUUAACUCGUGCAGCUCAUUCGCAUGGCAUUAUUCAAAUGAUACCUUCUUUUGGUUCUUGCUCAUUGGAAGAAAUGACAAGUGCUCGUGAAAAAGGGCAAAUUCAAUUUUAUCAAUUAUAUGUAAAUAAGAAUAGAAAUAUAGCACGGAAAGUUAUUCAAACCGCUCAGGAAAAUGGUUGUAAAGCAUUUUUUAUUACUGUAGACGUUUCAGUGAUAGGUCGUCGUGAGAAGGAUAUGCAAAUUAAAUAUGAUGGUGCUCUGCCAAAUAUUAUAGAUGAAAACAAUGAAAACGAUAAUUAUCUAAGACGUGAUCAAGGUGCUUCAGGAGUUGCUGCUUCUCUUAUAGAUCCGAGUUUUAAUUGGAAUGAUCUAAAAUGGAUCAGGUCUAUUACAUCUUUGCCUAUUGUCAUCAAAGGUAUUCAAACUUUAGAAGAUGCAAUACUUGCUGCUGAAUAUGGUUGUGAUGGUAUAGUACUCUCAAAUCAUGGAGGACGUCAACUUGAUUUUGCCCCUUCUGCUAUAGAAAUCCUUCCGGAAGUUGUCGAAAGUUUAAAGAAAUUAGGUUUAUUUGAUAAGAUCGAGAUAUACAUUGAUGGUGGCAUUCGUCGUGGAACUGAUAUUUUUAAAGCUAUUGCUUUGGGUGCAAAAGCUGUUGGGCUUGGUAGACCAUUACUUUAUGCUAUGUCUUCUUAUGGACAGGUUGGUGUUGAGCAUGCUUUACAAAUAUUAAAGGAUGAAUUGGAGAUUACAAUGCGUCUAUCGGGUGCGAAUACGCUUGCAGACAUUUGUCCUGAGAUGGUUGAUAUUAAAAAUCUAACCAAUCAUUCGAUUACACCCAAAGAUUAUUUGUCUUCUAAAGUGUACAAAAGGCUUGUUCCUAGACGAAGUAACUUAUAA
Scutellospora calospora is the source of this 1479-nucleotide messenger RNA. NCBI's taxonomy places the organism in Eukaryota, Fungi, Glomeromycota, Glomeromycetes, Diversisporales, Gigasporaceae. The record is from the annotation of a GenBank genome assembly.